AUGGAAGCCAAUUCGAGAGAGGCUCCUGCGUUGCCCGGCACGAAAAUGAGUUGUUUGGUAGCCUUUCUUGCUUCUGUGCUAGGGCCAAGGGUGGCUGUUGCCUGUGCCCAUGCAUCCUUGGCUUCACUUUCUAAAGAUAUUGACAAAGAAGAAAGUUCUAAUGGAGGAAUCACUAGAUUGAGGACAAAUGGUCCUGCGAGUCAACAUGAUACUGAAGUUGUUCAAUUAUCAACUGAAAAGGUGAUAGCUGCAGCAAAAGACAGUCUUGUUGCUGCAGCAUUGAAGGCGAAGCUUUUUGCUGAUCACGAAGAGCGUGAAAUCCAACGAUUAUCUGCUAAUAUCGUAAAUCAUCAGUUAAAAAGAUUAGAGCUGAAGCUGAAGCAGUUUGCAGAAAUCGAGACCAUGCUAAUGAAAGAGUGCGAACAGAUGGAAAGGACAAGACAGAGGAUUGCCGCUGAGCGGGCCCUCGCCCAAUUUGGAUCCACUAGUGGAUUAGCCCAACCAACAAGCCUACCUGGCAUUAGCAAUCUUAUGAUACAUAACCCUUGUGGAAAUAUUAGACAUGUUUCAGGUCCUCAACCGUCUUUUCUCUCUGGAUAUGGCAAUAGCUAG
Messenger RNA from Striga asiatica, 612 nucleotides. The record is from the annotation of a GenBank genome assembly. Lineage: Eukaryota; Viridiplantae; Streptophyta; Magnoliopsida; Lamiales; Orobanchaceae.